Messenger RNA from Xylaria bambusicola, 3411 nucleotides. RefSeq lists its product as uncharacterized. The record is from RefSeq and is a predicted model, not a curated record. Bases 513 to 2672 code for a protein of 719 amino acids. The transcript has 2 exons. Gene Ontology annotation, molecular function: protein binding. Lineage: Eukaryota; Fungi; Ascomycota; Sordariomycetes; Xylariales; Xylariaceae. Gene Ontology annotation, biological process: endoplasmic reticulum unfolded protein response.
GUACUUGUCUGACCAUUGCGUUGGGAGUAGUGGGGUGAUUAAGUAGUGUGUACCGCAGAGUACCUACUAGUGUCGGUCUCUGCGCAGGUGCACAGGCGUGGUACCCUGCGCUACAUCCUUCAGGCUGUUAAGGACAACAAGCAAGACCACAGCUUAUUAAGAGCUCCAUGAAACGAAACAACUCAUCAGGACUAUGUGCGAUGGAAUAGCAUGCUUUUCUUCUUCUUUCACUUGUCGCUUUUUGUGCCACACUCUUGUCUAAAGAUCUUGUUAUUAUUUCAGCGCCCGACAACCGUUAGUCUCUGUACGAGUACCUAGACCUUUGUCUUUGAAUAACUUCCAGCUGGCAGCCAUUUUGCCUAACAUGCUCACUUUCACCUCGGAUCCCCUCUACUGGUGGUGAAUCGCGACUGUACGUUUGAGUUACUGAUUUUUCCGUUGGUCAACACGCCCGAACUGUGUUGCUUGAAGCCACCGCCCUCCCCUCCUUUUGGUACAUCGUUGCCGCAAAGAUGUCCGAUCCAACCGCAUCAACGGCCUCUGAGGCCAUAGAGGCGAGCCAGUUUACACUACAGGUCCUAUCUCCCUCGCUCAACGUACCUCAGCCUCUGUUCCUAGAACUUCCCGUUACAACAACAAUAAAGCAAUUAAGGGAGCGGAUACGAAGUUCUAUUGCCACCAAGCCACCAGAUAAUGCCCAGCGACUCAUUCAUCGAGGGAGACUCCUAACACGGGAUUCUGAGACCAUGCUGGAGCUAUUUGGCGAGGAACAGCUUCGGUCAGCGGGCCACCAAACUCUGCAUCUCGUCUUACGCGAUCUUUCUGAGACUCAGUCGAGUUCGACUCCGUCACUAUCCAAUAACCAAUCUACGAACUCACGCUCUCAAACCCCAGGGCACCAACAUCCCCAACCACAUCAUGGGCAGCCACAUGUGAGGAUGGGCUUCGGUGGCUCUCCGCAUCCCAACCUUGCCUUCGGUUUCGCUCAUCCGCCGAAUCAGACUGGCCCUCAGCUCCCUCCUAGCAGGUCAACACAGCAGCUUCUACAAACCCAAUUUGAAACGAUGGCUCGUUUAGGACAUUCAAGUCAGAACCAGACCCCAGCGCCGAGCUCAAUGGGUCACCAUACCACCCAACAUUGGGGAAGCCCGGGCUCUUUGACACCGGGCAGAACAGGCUCACCGUUUCAGCCGGCGGCCACUCGUACUGUCGUUAGAGAAGGUAUUGGCCCGGAUGGACAGCGAUGGCGGGUUACUGUCAACGAGCCGAUCGUCACAACGUCACAGAGAACCGGGCGAGCUAGUUCUCCUCUUGCCUCAGUUCGGGUACCUACUCCCAUCAGUGCUCAGGUUCGAUCGGUACCCAGCGCUGGACCAGCUGGCGGCUAUGACGCUCAGAACAUUCUUCGUGCAGCAGAUGCAGGACCUGCAACGCGUGCUAUGGCUGACGCCAUGCGAAGAAAUGCGAGUAGUUCUUCGUUAACGAGUCUAGCUAGUCACCAUGCUCAGCAACCCAUUCCCCCCGGGGUUACCACACCCCUUAUUCCAUCACGCGCUGGGAGUGCACCCGGCACCCCUGAUCCCCUACGAGCAAGCGGUCGUUCUUCUAAUGGUUCACUUGGAAUUCAAGGCAUUCAAACUACCUCACCUGAAGUGUUCAUUCUCUCCUCUCCCAGUGGCCCUCGCGCAAUUUUGGUCAACGGCAACUUAGGGACAUAUUAUAGCCCCCUACUCCGUCCUAUGGGUCCUCCUCUCCCCCCGAUGGCAUUCAGCAGCGCCCCCGGAUUAAUAGCGCAAGCUCGGCACGUCGCCCUUCCACAGAUCAUUCAACGCUCUCCAUUUGUUAGUGGGAAUCAACCGGUUGCUCAAGCCAACCUUCCACAAGCCGCCCAACAACCUCAAGUACAGCCACCGCAUGAAUUGCAAGUGCCAGGCCCAAUCCGAGCUCAAUUCGGUCAUGGAAUGGAUAACCCUCAGAUUCAAGCUAUCAGACUAGCCCAGGUGUGGCCACACUUAUGGAUGAUAAUUCGCCUUGCUGUUUUUAUUUGGUGGUUUACAUCGCCAACGUCUAGUUGGUCACGAUGGUUCACAGUCAUUUCGCUUGCCAUCUUUAUGUUUGUUGUAAAUACUGGAGCUUUGAAUGGUUGGGCCGAGCAAAUAUGGGUUCCCUUACGCCGCCAAUUAGAGAACCUAAUGCCCCUCGCGGCUGACGCACAGGGCCGCCAGCAGCAACCUCCUGUUGCCGAAGAUGCCCAAGGUGGUGAUGCAAACGGGGUGAACCCAGCAGGACCAAGAGGCCCAGAUCCUGCUGAUACGGCAGCCAGGUUAGUCCAGCAACGCCGUGCGAACAACGCCAACUGGCUGUUGAAUCAAGCAAGGCGACUAGAGCGUGCUGGUAUCCUCUUCAUCGCUAGUCUCGCCCCGGGUUUGGCUGAAAGACAUAUUGCCCAAGUAGAGGCAGAGGCUCGCGCAGAAAGGCAACGACAACGAGAAGCCCAAGCAGCCGCGGCAGCUUCAGCCCAAGCAGAACCAGAUGGCACCAAUGAUAACGCCACCGCUGCAAAUCCCGAAGUCCGUGGGUCUCCUCAUGGUGAUCACCCAGAACACGAAACAGGACUGCCGAACAGUGUAACUGAGCAAAACGCAGAUACUCCUACACAAGAAGACACGUGAAAAAGGACGAUACCCAGGUGUGUAUAGAAACGUGGCGUCAUAACGGAAAUUUUACAGCCAUGACUUCAAUGGCAAGGAUUAUACUCAAAGAUAGCAUGUAAAUGAUGAACAAGAUCGUAGUGACAGAGCGCUACAUGUAAGCUUGUAAUGAUAAGAGUCGCUUGGCGUGGCUUGGGCAAACAGGAUCCUGACCUACUGUUUUGUGAGUAAAGAUAACCAACCUUUUGAGUGCGGUAAUUUGCAAAUUUUGUGACUGGUUUUUAUGGGAGUUAUGGAGGAACAUAGCAUAGCUACACAGCGUAACAAAUGAGAAUUUGAUAGACAACGAUGAAGAGCAAACCAGAGUGUCUAUCUAAUCUGUGAGUUGAGAGAACUGAACGGUGUUUUGCCUUCAAACAACGAGGAAAGAAAACCAACCAAUCUUUCUGAGGAGGAUGGUGUUGUGGAUUACUACGGUGACUUGAUAUCUAAGAGCUUAGAAGGUUGCAGGUGAAGCAAUUGCUAUUCACACCAAUAGUGCCCUUUAAUCUAAAUGAUAAACAACUAUAUAGGCCAACAAGAAGAUUGAAAAGGAAGAAAGAAAGUCUAUUUUUGAGAAAGAGAAAAAAAAGAAAAAGAAAAAGAGACGGACACCAUCAGUUGUUGGUUGGCGAUACCAGGAAUCGAACCUGGGUCUAUUCGGCCACAACGAAUUGUACUAACCACUAUACUAUAUCACCUGACAGGUCACCUGAUUUGC